AUGUAUUUGUCUGACAUCCGGGUAUUUUUCUGGAUGAUCCGUUACCCCGGUGUCCCCUUCCCCCGCCCCCAGUACACGGGGGGCGGGGGGGAGCUGGAGACACUGGGAGGGACACUGGAGACAGGCGCAUUUGUCCCAUCCAACAAAUUCACCGUAGUUGCGAAAAAUAGGGAAAGAGAUAUGAUCUCCAGGAUCCUGCUGCUCCUCAUCCUCAGCUCAUGUCUCUGUGCAGCAACAUUUGUAGUGAAUGUGACCCAGAGCAGCUAUGAGGCAGAGGAGAACCACAGCAUCACUCUGGAGUGGACCUUCACCACCAGGACUCAGGGAUCCUACAGGGAACUGUUCAUCUACUGCAGCUUGUUGGCUCCUUAUAGCCCUCUAGUUCUCUAUCAGGUCCAUGAUGGUGUUGAGUUUCCAGAGUCUCAGGAUGAUCAGUUUUCAGGACGAGUCCAGAGUGACAAAGACGUCCUCAGAGAAGGACGAAUCAGACUCCAUGUGUCCAGACUGAGGACUGAAGACUCUGGUAGGUAUCGGUGUGGAGUGAAAACUGAAGAUGGAGUCGGCUCUGCAAGAUGUCGACUCAACGUCUUAGAUCAAGUGAAGCUGGUUGGUCAUGAACCGAUACAUGCAAAGGUUGGAGACGAUGUUAUUCUGCCGUGUCGUCUGAUGCCUCCAUAUGACGUGAACCAUCUUAUAAUCGAGUGGAGAUUCAAGGAUCGUAUAAUACAUGUGCAUCGUGGGGGAAGUAAAGAUGAUGAAACUUCAGACCCAGAGUACAAAGGCCGAACAUCUCUGUUCCAUGAUGAGUUUGAAAAAGGCGACAUUUCCCUCAAAUUGACCAACGUAACCAAGGAGGAUGAAGGGAAUUAUAUUUGCUUUGUUCCCAAACUGGCAAGACAAGUCAAGAAGGGAUAUGUUACUCUAAGAGUUGAUGGAAAUGGACCCUAGGGAAACAGAACUGGUCCUGAAGAUCACACAGGAAACCAACAAGAGUAUGAUGGAGUUUUAUUGGACCCAGGACAAAACCAACCAAACCAAAAUGGAUGAAUCAUUCCCCCUAAGCUGAAGUCUAUUCAGCCUCUGCAUGUGUUGUUAUGAAAACUGAUGCAUGUAUAGAGCUAUGGACCAUGAUUAGAAAA
Molecule: messenger RNA, 1139 nt
Organism: Poecilia latipinna (sailfin molly)
Lineage: Eukaryota; Metazoa; Chordata; Actinopteri; Cyprinodontiformes; Poeciliidae
Exons: 6
Coding region: 1-948 (315 amino acids)
Source: RefSeq, a predicted model, not a curated record